Molecule: messenger RNA, 2572 nt
Organism: Drosophila mojavensis
Lineage: Eukaryota; Metazoa; Arthropoda; Insecta; Diptera; Drosophilidae
Product: transmembrane protease serine 9
Exons: 3
Coding region: 33-2531 (832 amino acids)
Biological process (GO): proteolysis
Molecular function (GO): serine-type endopeptidase activity
Source: RefSeq, a predicted model, not a curated record
UUCAUCAUUCAGUGUCCCUUGCUUCAAACAGAAUGAAGGUGCUCGCUUUUACCCUUCUUGCCCUGUUGGCUGUCAGCGCCCAGGCCGGCAAGCUGACCGACAACUUGAUCAAGUUGAUUCCCAGUUUUCCCACUGGCUUUGUCAUCAACGGCACUGAAGCUGAACCCCACGCCGCGCCCUACAUUAUCUCUUUGAGCAGCAAAUUCGAGAAGCACGCGCACAUCUGCGGAGGAACCAUCGUGAACAAGGAAUGGAUCGUCACUGCUGCACAUUGCAUCGUCUCCGACCCCGUUGGCAUGGGAGUGAUCGCCGGUCUCCACAAGCGCGCCGAGGUCGAUGAGCGCACCCAGCACCGUCAAAUUGACUUUGGCCGCGUUCAUGAGCAAUACAGUGGGGGCGUGGGUCCCUUCGACAUCGCCGUCCUGCACGUCAGCGAGCCCUUCGAGUUCAACGAGUGGGUCAGCCCAGCUGCCCUGCCCAGCCGCGAGGAAAUCCACGAGGGCGAGACCCACCUGUACGGUUGGGGCCAGCCAAAAUCCUACAUAUUCACGGCUGCCAAGACUCUGAUGACCCUUACCACACAGAUUCUGAACUACGAAGAGUGCAAGGCUGUGUUGCCCGAGGAUGCCCCACUGGCUCCAUCCAAUGUCUGCUCCGAUUCCCUGCAGCAAAGCAAAUCUGCCUGCAAUGGCGACUCCGGCGGCCCCCUGGUCGUCGAGCACAAGGAUGCUCCCUCUGAGCUUAUUGGAAUCGUUUCCUGGGGCUACAUCCCCUGCGGCUUGGCCAACCAGCCCUCAAUCUAUACCAGAGUCUCCGCCUACAUCGACUGGAUCGUCAAGAUCCAGAAUGCCUACUACGUUCAAAUACUCCAGUUACCAGUAUCAAACAGAAAACUGCGAACAAUUAACAUGAAACUAUUUGUGGCUCUUAUUGCACUGGUCGUGGCCUCCGCCAACGCCAAUAUAAUUGGCAUGCCCGGCUUCCCAGAGGGCCGCAUCAUCAAUGGCAACGAGGCCAAAGUUGGCGAGGCACCCUUCAUUGUUUCCCUGCAGACGACCUGGAACGCCCACUACUGCGCCGGCUCGCUGAUCAGGAAUGACGUCGUCCUGACCGCCGCCCAUUGUAUGACCCACACUAAUUUCCAGGUGGUUGCCGGCGCUCACAGCCGCACGAAGAAGUCCGUGGCUCAGGUGCGCAAGGGCAGCAGCGCCCGUCAGACCAUCCACGAGAAAUAUGGCGGCAGCGUUGGCCCCUUUGACAUUGGUCUGAUCUUCCUCGAUAAGCCAUUCAACAUCAAUACCCGCAAUGCGCCUGUCGCCACCAUCGCUGUGGCCUCCAAGCAGUACGCCACGACCGGCAAUGGUGUCCUCUACGGCUGGGGUCGCGACAACUCUGGCUCGAAGCCUGACAAGCUGCACAAACUGGAUGUGGAAAUCAUUGACUACAAGAAGUGCUUGGCUAACAUGCCCAGGGGUAACAAACUGGCCGAGACCAAUGUCUGCACCUUCAGGGCUGGCACCACCGACGGCUCCUGCACCGGCGACAGCGGCGGCCCAUUGGUAAACAGGCGUCCCGACGGCUCAUACCAACUGGUUGGCACCGUCUCCUGGGGCUACACACCUUGUGCCAGCACCAAGUAUCCAUCGGUCUACACCGACGUUGCCUCCUACAGGAAUUGGAUCCAGCAGCACAUUAACGACUUCACUGCGAAGUCAACAGCUGUUAACAUGAAACUAUUUGUGGCUCUUAUUGCACUGGUCGUGGCCUCGGCCAACGCCAAUAUAAUUGGCAUGCCCGGCUUCCCUGAGGGCCGCAUCAUCAAUGGCAACGAGGCCCAAGCUGGAGAGGCACCCUUCAUUGUCUCCCUGCAGACGACCAAGAACGCCCACUACUGCGCCGGCUCGCUGAUCAGGAAUGACAUCGUCCUGACCGCCGCCCAUUGCUUGACCUACGCCAACUUCCAGGUGGUUGCCGGAGCUCACAGCCGCUCGGACAAGACCGAGACUCAGGUGCGCCAGGGCAGCAGCGCCCGUCAGACCAUCCACGAGAAAUACGACGGCGGCGUUGGCCCCUACGACAUUGGUCUGAUCUUCCUCGAUAAGCCAUUCGAUAUCAAUAGCUUGGCCCGCAACGCGCCUGUCGCCACCAUCGCUGUGGCCUCCAAGCAGUACGCCACGACCGGCAAUGGUGUCCUCUACGGCUGGGGUCGCGACAACUCUGGCUCGUUGCCCGACAAGCUGCAGAAACUGGAUGUGGAUAUCAUUGACUACAAGACGUGCUUGGAUAACCUGCCUAAGGGCAACAAACUGGCCGAGACCAAUGUGUGCACCUUCACGGCUGGCACCACCGACGGCGCCUGCAACGGCGACAGCGGCGGCCCAUUGGUAAACAGGCGUCCCGACGGCUCAUACCAACUGGUUGGCACCGUCUCCUGGGGCUACACACCUUGUGCCAGCACCAAGUAUCCAUCGGUCUACACCGACGUUGCCUCCUACAGGGACUGGAUCCAGGAGCACAUUAACGACUUCUAAGCAUUUCUGAUAACUCAAUAAACGAAAUGAAUUCUAUUGCA